This is a messenger RNA of Nezara viridula (southern green stink bug), 543 nucleotides long. The record is from the annotation of a GenBank genome assembly. NCBI's taxonomy places the organism in Eukaryota, Metazoa, Arthropoda, Insecta, Hemiptera, Pentatomidae.
AUGGUAAUCUGGGAAACCUUCACCUCUUCAGCGACGCGUUUACCAAGUACUCUGAAACUUGCUCUUCGACCAUCACCUCUAGUUCCUUCUCUCCCAAAACAGAGAUCCAAGCACUAUGGAACGCUCCCGUUUCGGGUUCAGGAUGCAUCAGCUUCAAUGGUCCUUUUUAAUGCCUGCCCAUUACGUAUUGCCAACAGAGCUGCUGUGGUCGAACAGCCUGAUGUGUGGUAUCAAGAGGACGGCCCUCUCACUUACACCAUCUGCGAGGACUUGCAAGAAAUGUCUAGCGAGAAACAGCUCACCCAGUGCUGUGCAUGCGAUGAGGCUAAGUAUGAGGUUAGCUUCGAAGGUCUUUGGUCUAGACAAACACAUCCGAAAGAUUUUCCGGAAGGCGAGAAUACGAGGUUCAGUGAUGUUAUUGGAGCAUCCCACACGUCUGAAUACAGGGACAUGAGAACCAUGUGGAGUGAAGGAGACCUAGAGGAAGACCGCGCAUCUUCUGAAAGAACAAUAUACGGUAGGCGUUCUGGACGUGAGGAAUAG